AUGUCUGUUUUUGAAGGAGUUGACAGUGAGGACGAGAUUUUGGAUUAUCUGAAACAACAUGGGGGCUAUGUUGAACCUGUUAUGGUUCCAUUCUUAGCGCAGCCUGAGCUGCUCAAUCAGCAAAUUGUGAAGAAAGAUAUUGAAUUCUUUUAUAAAGUUCCAUUCCUACCUCAACUUCAAGAGCUCUUGCGUUGCAGUGAUGUACUCCAUUGCGUUGACAACUCUAAAGAACCUGAAGAAUGGACAUACGAAUCAAUUUUGGAUGGUCUGAUCUACAAAUGUCAUCCUGUUGUGCUCAAGUUUGGUAACACUACCCUCUCAAUCUAUAUAUAUCAUGAUGGCGUUGAGCCUUCUGAUCUAGGCUCUGCACGGGUAGGCAAGCACAAUUUGACUUUUUUCUAUUGGAGUCUUGGAAAUAUUUAUCCGGAGUUGAGAUCUUCUGAUAAGGUUGUUCAGCUAUAUGUUAUAUGCAAGACACCUGAUCUCAAGAAGUAUGGCUACAAAAAAAUCAUGGAAGACUUUAUUGAAGGUAUAAAUAAGUUGUCAUCUGAUGAAGGAGUGACUUUCAAUAUAGAUGGACAGAAUAGGAUCUUUCAUGGCUUUUUGCAUUGUUGCCUAGGAGAUUACCCAGCGCAAGGUGCUAUUGGUGGAUUUAAGGAAUCAGUUUCAGCUGAAAAACCAUGUCGUGAAUGCAUGGCAUCGAAUGAAGAAGGCUACAUCAAAGCUACUAGUAUUAGUAACAUUCAGCUCAGGAACAAAAAUUUGCAUGAAUCUCAUCUCCAGGAACUUGACAAGUACAAUGCUCUGUCUAGCAAAGAAAAACUGAAAAGAAGAGAUCCAUCAGUGGAGUAUGGUGUUAAUAACAGAAGUGUCCUCCUAGACAUUAAAUACUUUGAUGUUACAAAACAGCUGCCACAGGAUCUCAUGCAUGACGUCAAUGAAGGCAUUUUGGAGUAUACUUGCAGAUUAGUUCUCAGACAUGUUAUUCUUGACAAGAAAGCCCUGCCAAUUUCGUUGGUCAAUGAACGCAUAGCCUCUCUGUCCAAGGCCUUUGAAUCUGAUAGACCAGGUGUAAUUCUCGAGGAUCACCUAGGCCCCACGAAGCAUUUGCGUCAAAGUUCUGCUCAAAUGCGAACUCUUUCUUUACUGCUGCCUUUUGUUCUACAAAAGGAGACAGCUGAUGGCAGCAUGGUGUUCAGUGGAGAUCAAGAAUAUUUGGAUUGCCUCAUUUGUGUGUUACAAUUUCUUCAGGUGUCUUCAGCCUUCAAGUUUCAUAUAACGGAUGUUGAAGUUUUGAGAAAAAAGAUUGAAGAGCUCCACGCCAUGAUCCUUGCCCUUGAUGAUGAAAUCAAUAUGGGCAAAUUACAUUUUUGCACCACCUAUGCGAUGGGAUUGCUUUGUUUGGAGUGCUUCGCCAAGUUGCAUGUUUUCGAUACUCUGGCGGUUCGUCAUCAAAUCUCCAAAUGCCGCCAAAUGAUGAAGAAGAAUUAUCUCUAUGAUGGUCAUGAGUGCACUCCUAAACAGGACGUGUCCAAAGCAGUCAACAGAAAUGUGAAUUUAAUCAAGGACUCUUUUCCUGACUGGCAAACUAUUGUAUUGGUAUCAAAGGUGGAUGAUCAGAUAAUGGAAAAGAUUGUUUUUACAAGUUUGAUUCAACACCGUUACACUGACAAAACGCAGCAGUAA
Thrips palmi is the source of this 1686-nucleotide messenger RNA. RefSeq lists its product as uncharacterized. NCBI's taxonomy places the organism in Eukaryota, Metazoa, Arthropoda, Insecta, Thysanoptera, Thripidae. The coding region runs from base 1 to 1686 and encodes 561 amino acids. The transcript is spliced from 3 exons. The record is from RefSeq and is a predicted model, not a curated record.